UGGGGUUCCCUUGAUCAGUUGUCAACAACCUCCAUUUUGCUGGCGAUGUACCUGAUAUCCUAAGUUUAUUCUACUGAUUAUUCAGAUAACUGUGAGUUGGAAGGAUAUUCAAUACUCGCCAUGUCUCUUCGUUUUUGUGGGAACAGACAAUUUAGGUAUGCGGGCACGUAAAUGACCAAUACAGUUAACUAACGUGGUUCAGUGGAAUUACCGCGCAGGAGAGUUUCAAGGUUUCAUCAUCGCACUGAAAUAAGUCAGCUGCUUUGUCUGUAUUUUAUUUGUCUGCAUCAUCUUUACAUGAUUGUUUCACACUCCGAGGAGAACAGCACUGAGGGAAGUGCAAAACUGAAGCAGGCUGCGAAGACUAGUAUGGAUUACGUAUUUACAUCUCCAUUAUGCAAGUCUUUUUUAGCUGGUUCAGUUAGCGGCACCUGUUCCACAGUUAUAUUUCAACCUCUGGAUUUAUUGAAAACUAAACUACAAGCACCAAUAAGCAUUGGGCAUCAUGGCAAUACAGGGAUGGUUCAGACCUUCAUCAAGGUUGUACGCAAUGAGAGAAUAGCUGGAUUAUGGCGGGGCAUGGUUCCAUCGAUAACUCGAUGUGUGCCAGGUGUUGGGAUGUAUUUUUGCACACUUCAGUGGAUGAAAAAUGCAACCGGGUUUAUUGAGCCAUCACCUUUGCAGGCAGUGUGUUUAGGUGCAGCAUCAAGAUGUGUUUCGGGUCUCACCAUGCUACCAGUAACUGUAGUUAAAACAAGAUUUGAAAGUGGUCGAUUUCAUUAUAGAGGAGUUAUCCAGGCUUUAAAAAACAUUUAUUUACAUGAAGGCGCAAAAGGUCUUUACUGUGGAGCUACUGCCACAUUGCUUCGAGAUGUGCCAUUUUCUGGACUUUACCUCAUGUUUUAUACACAAACCAAAAAAGUUAUCCCCACAGAUAAUGUUCCCAACAGUGCAAUUCCAAUAGUUCAUUUUGGGUGCGGUGUGUUUGCUGGUAUUUUAGCAUCUGCUGUUACCCAGCCAUUUGAUGUGAUCAAAACUCACAUGCAACUUUAUCCAGAUAAAUACAGAAGUGUUGUUCAUGCCACGCUGUCUGUAAUUAAGGUUCAUGGUGCAAAAGGCCUUUUACGUGGUAUGUUACCAAGAUGUCUGAGAAGGACACUUAUGGCUGCUAUGGUAUGGACUGUUUAUGAACAGGUCCUGCAAAAGAUGGCAUUAAAAUAAGUACCAGAAAAGGACCAAAAGCAGCUGAUUGCAAGAUGCAAAAUGAACUGAUAUCCAGGAAAAAGACAUGAUCUACCAGUUUCAUGAAGGAAAAGAUGUAUUUUACAAUGUUAUUCACAAGACAUUACACAACUUAUUAUUUUAUUGGUACUGUCUUUUUGAGGAAAAAACAUGUCGGUGCUAAAUAAUUGUGUGGAUUGUCGUAUUGUGACAAAUGCAACACAGAUGAUGCGUACAAUGAAAUAGGAGUGGAAAUUACUGAUGGAUGGUGGAGUUGGAAUAUUUACCUACCUGUACCAUACAAUGGGAUGUCAAUAUUAAGGAGAAUUUCCCUGCAGUGUAUACUAUUAUAAUUAUAGCUCUUCAAAAUUCACCUCGAUAAAUAUGUUUUUAUGUACAUUUUUGUUCAUUUAAUUUUUAUUAACUGAAGAAAGUUUGUUUUAAAGUAUUGGGACUAAAUAGUUGAUGUGUGCAACACUACGAGUAGUACUAUAAAUUAUGACCAUAUCUGUAGUUCAAAAACUAGAUACAUGUAUAGGUUUUUUUUUCUUCACUGUAAAUACAAGUUUUGGGAGAAUACUUUACCUAAAAUGUGGAAUAAAAAAUGACUUGUCGUUAUAAAAA
Molecule: messenger RNA, 1845 nt
Organism: Saccoglossus kowalevskii
Lineage: Eukaryota; Metazoa; Hemichordata; Enteropneusta; Harrimaniidae
Product: mitochondrial glycine transporter B-like
Biological process (GO): glycine import into mitochondrion
Cellular component (GO): mitochondrial inner membrane; mitochondrion
Molecular function (GO): glycine transmembrane transporter activity
Source: RefSeq, a predicted model, not a curated record